This is a messenger RNA of Miscanthus lutarioriparius, 2619 nucleotides long. The record is from the annotation of a GenBank genome assembly. Lineage: Eukaryota; Viridiplantae; Streptophyta; Magnoliopsida; Poales; Poaceae.
AUGCGCCUCGCCUCCUCCGCCUUUCUACGCCGCGCCGCCGCCAUGUCCUCCCCCGCCUCCUAUAGCCGCAGAGGCUACCCCCGCCCUCGCCGCGGCUACUCGGGAAGGCCCUCGCCGCCGCCCCCGGACGCGGCCGCCGAGAUUGUCAGCGGGGAUUCCCAUCUCAGUGCCGUGCGCGCCGCCAACGAAUCGCUGCGUCGCGGCGGCGGCGGCGUCCGCGGGCCUCCGCCGCCCUACAGGCAGGGGCCUCAGCCUCAGCCUCACCAACCGCAGUAUGGCUACGGCUAUGGCUACGGAUACGGCCAAACGCCGCAGCCGGGCCCGCCUUAUGGGUUUGUGCCGUACAACUACGGCCACCCGCAGCAGCAGCAGCAGCCGCUGCCGCCGGGGCCUCAGUACGGCUACGGGGCUCCGAACCCGUACGGUCACGGGCACCUACGGCCGCAGCCGCAUGGACACGGGGCACCGAGUGCAGGGUUCCGCCCUGGCGCAGCGCAGCUGCCUCCGAGGCUGGCAGAUUACCGCCGACGGUGGCGCUUUGCGAAGCAGAGGCCGCCGCACCAAGCUGAGAGGUUUAAGGUUCUAUCAUACAAUAUACUUGCGGACUAUCUGGCCCAGGAGCACCAGUUUCUUUAUGAACGAAUACCAUCUUUCAUCCUGGAUUGGAACUGGCGCAAGGAUAAGUUACUGUUUGAGUUUGGCCUGUGGUCUCCAGACAUUCUAUGUCUUCAGGAGGUUGACAAAUUUACAGACCUUGAACAAGAAAUGGCAAGCCGAGGAUAUAACGGCACAUGGAAGACACGGACUGGAGAUGCAGCUGAUGGAUGUGCUAUUUUUUGGAGAACAACAAGGUUCCAGUUGCGCUAUGAAGAGGACAUUGAGUUCAACAAGCUUGGACUUCGUGAUAAUGUUGCACAGCUCUGUGUUUUAGAGUCGGUGGUCCCUCAAAAUGUGCAAACUGACUCUACUAGUUUAUCUACAAGCUCUAACCAUCCACAACAAGCUAAACAAGUUGUUAUAUGUAAUAUUCACGUUCUUUAUAAUCCGAAGAGAGGGGACAUCAAACUUGGUCAGGUCAGGACACUUCUGGAUAAAGCUUACACUCUAUCUAAGAUGUGGAAUAACGCUCCAGUGAUACUUUGUGGAGAUUUCAACUCUACACCCAAGAGUCCACUGUACAAGUUUAUGUUGGAGCAAAAGUUGAAUUUGUCUGGCCUUGCGAAAAAUACUAUAUCUGGACAGCAAACUGGUGGUAGUUCACAGGGGCUAUAUACUGGCCCUAAUAUAUCUCGAUCCCAUCCACCUUUUUAUCCAUCCAACAAUAGAGAGGGAAACAUAACUCUUCUAAAUGAUUGUAAGCCUCAAACUGAAACAGCAAAGUUGGUGGAGAAUUCUUCCCCUGCUGGAAGAGAACCUGUUUUAACUGAUACCUCUUCAGAGUCUCUCUGUGACUCUAAAUCAAGUUACAGUUGUGGCAAUAAUGUACCUUGUUCUGGCUCUUCUAAGCUCGAUGAGCAAGGAUUAUUGAACUGUUUGGAAGAUACUGUAAAGAGUGCCUGUGCUUUUGAUGCUGACGAAGAGUGUAAACCCACUGACAAAUCCAAUGAAGGGUCUCCGGGAGGGAUCAAAACUGAAUCUGGAGAAGGACCUGACAUUGCAGAUGCUCCGUCUGCUCCAGCUACAGUUUGUUCGGAGAUCCUUAGGUCAGGUUCGUGUGAAAUAAUUGAUAGCAGUCAGCUGCUUUCUUCAGACAACUUGGCUGGGGAUGUGAUUUCAGAAGAACUUACAGAUCAACUGUUUACUGUCUCACAAGAUAGGCCUCAUGAAAAGGAAAAUACCAUUGAAUCCAUGUUGUCUUCUGAAGAGAAUUGUGCAACUAAUGAACCAGAGUCAUCUCAUUUCAAUGGUUCUCAGAAUGUCAUUGAUGCCAUUCACCAGAUGAGUAAUGUGAAGCUAGAAGGAGAAAGUAGUACUGGAGUAGAAGAACCAGUACAUCAACCAAAUGGUGCUGUUUCAGAUGCAUGUGUCGAUCAAUGUUCUGCUGAAGUGGUAAAUAGUCAUUCAGUCUCUUGUAGAGAUGAGCCUGAAAACAAUGCUCAUGCUUUUGAAGAUGAUACAGCAACUGAUGAAGUUACCUGUACAGAUGUGAACUCUGACCCUUCCUUCUUUGAAGAGUUAUCUGGUGGUAAUGGUCACUUACUUGAAGAGGAAGAUCAGCUUCCAGAAACUUCAGAUAGUUCACUAUCUUCUCAGCAGGUUACAUUGAAUGAAGGGUAUUACUAUCAUGAUCCGUACAGGUGGACACCAGAAGAAAUAAAAGCUGCCACUGGGAAGGAUGAAUGCACUUUCAUGGAACACAGUUUGAAAUUAAGGAGUGUAUAUACUGACGUGGAGGAUUUUGAGGGAACAAAAGACGCCAGCAAGGAACCACUAGUGACAAGCUACAACAGAAAAUUCAUGGGAACAGUAGACUACAUAUGGGCCUCGGAAGGUCUGCAUACUGUUCAAGUAUUGGAUACAUUUCCCAAAGAGAUUUUGAAACAAACAAUUGGGUUCCCGACCAAGAAAUGGGGAAGCGAUCACAUUGCCCUUGCCUGCGAAUUGGCUUUUACAAAAUGA